Molecule: messenger RNA, 507 nt
Organism: Kogia breviceps (pygmy sperm whale)
Lineage: Eukaryota; Metazoa; Chordata; Mammalia; Artiodactyla; Physeteridae
Gene: FAM177B
Product: family with sequence similarity 177 member B
Source: RefSeq, a predicted model, not a curated record
AUGGAAAAAGACAGUUUCCAGCAGUUAGAACUAGAGAAGGGUAGACCUUCCAAAAGGAGGACUCCCAAAAGAGUUAUCCAUUUUGUUGAUGGUGACAUCAUGGAAGAAUAUAGCACAGAGGAAGAGGAAGAAAAAGAAGAACAGAGAACAAAUUCAACACUUGAUCCUUCUAAACUUUCAUGGGGGUCCUACCUAUGGUUUUGGGCAGGGCGAAUAGCAAGGACCUCAUUUUCUACAUGUGAAUUCCUUGGUGGAAGAUUUGCUGUCUUCUUUGGUCUUAAUCAACCCAAAUACCAGUAUGUGUUAAAUGAGUACUAUAGAACACAAAAUAAGGAAAGUGACAAGGAGAGUGAAGGGAAUGGAUCAAAGGCCCAACCAGCUAACGUUCCCAAUGAAAAGUGUCACCUGGAGGCUGGGGGCCAAGAGUAUGGAACGAGACGACAGGACAUUGCCGAGGGCAUUCCUCAGUGAAGUAUCUCAUCCAGCGAGGGCCUGAUGGCAGAUUCC